AGACAACAAGCAAGCAUCAUGAAGGCUUUGCUAAACCUGGUUUGGACAUAUUUUCUCUUAAAACAGGUUGUGGGGGAAUAUGGGAUGGCCCAUUUCAGUGACAAGGGCCAGGCCAAAGGAAAGGAUUACUGCAUCUUCUUCAACUCCCAGUGGGCUCGUCUACCUCGGGACCUCAACAAAGCAUCUCGUCUGGAGAUCUAUGACCUGACACCGUCAGUCCUGUGUUUCCCAUCAGACGUCCCCGAUGGUGGCUUCCCCAAUCGUAUCCCCAUGGUGAUGCGGGGGAACUGCACCUUCUACGAGAAGGUCCGCCUGGCCCAGCUCAAUGGAGCUAAAGGCCUGCUCAUCGUCAGCAAAGACAGACUGACCCCACCGGCAGGAAACAAGAGUCAGUAUGAGGAGAUUGACAUCCCUGUGGCACUGCUUAGCUACACUGACAUGUUGGACAUUAGGAAGAUGUUUGGGCAGGGCAGAGAGGUGGCCAUGUACGCGCCCAAGGAGCCCGUCCUGGACUACAACAUGGUCAUCAUCUUCCUCAUGGCUGUUGGGACGGUGGCCAUCGGAGGGUACUGGGCCGGCAGCAAGGACAUCAAGAAGCGUUACCUGAAGCACAAGCGUGAUGACAGCGUGGAGAAGCAGGACGAGGAGACUGUGGACGUGACGCCCAUCAUGAUCUCUGUGUUCGUUGUCAUGUGCUGCUCCAUGCUGGUGCUGCUCUACUUCUUUUACGACCAACUGGUUUAUAUGAUCAUUGGGAUAUUCUGCCUGGCCUCGUCUGUUGGCCUGUACAGCUGUCUCUGGCCCUUUGUUAGGAGACUCCCCUUCGGGAAGUGCAGGAUCCCAGAGAACAACUUGCCUUACUGCCACAAGAGGCCUCAGGUCCGCAUGCUGCUGCUGUCAGCCUUCUGCAUCGGAGUCAGCGUCACCUGGGGCGUGUUCCGCAACGAAGACCAGUGGGCGUGGGUGUUACAAGACGCCCUGGGCAUAGCCUUCUGUCUCUACAUGCUCAAGACUAUCAGACUGCCCACGUUUAAGGCCUGCACCAUGCUGCUGGUGACCCUGUUUGUCUACGAUGUUUUCUUUGUUUUUAUUACUCCUCUCUUUACCAAGAGUGGUCACAGUAUUAUGGUGGAGGUUGCGGCUGGGCCCUCUGACUCCUCCACACAUGAAAAGCUUCCUAUGGUGCUCAAAGUGCCCCGCCUCAACUCCUCCCCUCUGGCUCUGUGUGACAGGCCCUUUUCUCUGCUUGGAUUUGGCGACAUCUUAGUACCAGGUCUGCUGAUAGCCUACUGUCACAGGUUUGACAUCCUCAUGCAGUCCUCACGGUUCUAUUUCCUGGCCUGCACAAUCGGUUAUGGUAUCGGGCUGCUCAUCACCUUUGUAGCUCUGGCCCUGAUGCAGAUGGGUCAGCCGGCCCUGUUAUACCUGGUGCCUUGCACCCUCCUCUCCAGCCUGGCGGUGGCGCUGUGGCGCAAAGAGCUGCCAUUAUUCUGGACAGGAAGUGGAUUUGUGCCUCCCAUAGUUCUGCAACCAAUCAACUGUAUGCAAACCCCAGGACCACCCACAGAGGACCCCCUCACCAAUCCUGAGCCACAAGGUCCUGAUGCAACCAAUCAGAGUGAGGACACUCCCCUUCCAGAGAAAGAGGCCAGCAAAUCAGAUGCACUUGGUGUGAAAAAGGGUAAGAAAAGGACUGACGGGAGCGAGGGAGGGCACUCAACCUACAGUGGCAGUUCUUCAACGCGUGAAACACCUUGUGGUCAGCAGGAUCAGCACUGGCUGGGAGUCCUGGAUGAUGCGCUGUAGACUAAGGUCAAAGAGCACAACAUACACAGCCCCGACUGCGACCUACGCUGACUUAACGCCCUUCUCGUGAGUUUUAUCAUCCUGUCACAUAAAAUAGAUUUUCUGUCUCCAAACUCUCCUGUCCUCCAUUUUUCAGUUCAUCAUUUAUCCCACCAGUCCUACGCAGAAUAGCAGUCAACAAUCCCCACAACUAAGUCAAUGUGUUGCAGUCUUACCAUCAGAAGCUCUGUCGGUCAGCUUGUUCCCAAUUGUUCUUCUCCUUUAUCAAGUACCAUGAAGAAGAAGAACCACACUAUGGCCUGUCCCUCUGUUUAUGAAAGAUGACUGAAGUAUCUACCGUACAUACCCUUUAUCAUGUGGUGCUAUCAUGGAUUCUCACCUACCUAAAAGGUAUAGAAUGAUUAUUGAUUUAGGGCAUCGAGGGGCAGUUUCCUAGUGGACUAAAAAGCGAGCUGAAUGGAGAAUCCAUGUAAAUUGUUAUAAAUCCUGGAUAAAAGGCUUAAUCCGUGUCCGGGAAACCUAUCUCUAGUUUUUGAUUGGUUUAAAUCUGACCUUUUGACCUUUUAUUGUUUUUGCAUGCUAUGGGUUUGGUUUAGACCAGACUGUCAACAAUAGUGUGUGGUUUAUAUAGUAGCUUACACACUGUCUUUAUAUAAUACUACGGGUGCAACAGUUAAUGUUGCCCACACCGUUUCUCUAGUAGAUUUUGUGGUCCCAUUUUCCAUUGGGUGUAAAAACCCAUGUAUUUAUGUGGUAGAUACAUACAGUAGUAAAUAGGUGUAAUUGCAUUGUAGGCAGCUAGGUUCAAAAUAGUACUUAAACAUGUUUAACAGUUUUUAAAGUUGUAACUAAUUAAUUACACUAACUACUUACUGGUAUGUAACUACCAUGUGAACACAUGGGUUAUAAGGAGACCUAAUGUAGAAUGACCGAUUUUGGUUAUAUAAUUCAUAUUGUCUUAAUGGGUUUUUGCCUUACUGGUGUCCAUGGUUACAAUUGGAAUGUCUCUGUGCAUAGUGCUUUAUGAAGACAGAGUACUGUAUUCAUGUUUCUUAAUUAAACUAUGAUAAGUGAUAAUUUUUAUGUUUGAGGGGGAGGGGUGAGGUUGUCUCAUGAUAAUAAACUCAGCAAAAAAAGAAACGUC
Molecule: messenger RNA, 2950 nt
Organism: Salvelinus namaycush (lake trout)
Lineage: Eukaryota; Metazoa; Chordata; Actinopteri; Salmoniformes; Salmonidae
Product: signal peptide peptidase-like 2B
Exons: 16
Coding region: 19-1806 (595 amino acids)
Biological process (GO): membrane protein proteolysis
Cellular component (GO): lumenal side of endoplasmic reticulum membrane; cytoplasmic side of endoplasmic reticulum membrane; lysosomal membrane
Molecular function (GO): aspartic endopeptidase activity, intramembrane cleaving
Source: RefSeq, a predicted model, not a curated record